This is a messenger RNA of Miscanthus lutarioriparius, 1533 nucleotides long. The record is from the annotation of a GenBank genome assembly. Lineage: Eukaryota; Viridiplantae; Streptophyta; Magnoliopsida; Poales; Poaceae.
AUGGACCUGAAGAGAGCGCUGGACGUGGAGGAGGAGGUGUUGGACGGCGACGAAGAGGAGCUCGCCGGCUGCCCCGACGCCAAGCGCCGCCGGACGUUCGUCAAUAGCUCGAUGCAGGAGGCCAUUGGCGCGCAGUACAUGCAGAGGCAUCUGCCCAAGCUGGAGCCAUUUCUGCGCAGAGUCGUGCAGGAGGAGGUGCAUAAUGUUCUUAUCCGACACAUCGAUUCCGCAAACGGGCUCCCGCUCCAACUAAAGACAACCAGCAAACGGUACAAGCUGCAGUUCCAGGGAAACCUGCCGCAGACGCUUUUCACAGGCAACAGGGUCGAGGCGGAGAACAAGCAGCCGCUCCGGCUAGUCCUGACCGACGCCGCCACCAACCAGACGGUCACCUCCGGGCCCUUGUCCUCGAUGAAGGUCGAGCUCCUCGUCCUCGACGGCGACUUCAACGCCGACGAGCGGCUGGAGCACACCGAAAAGGAGUUCAGCGAGAGCGUCGUGUUCGAGAGGGAAGGCAAGAGGCCGCUCUUGUCCGGCGAGGUGAUCAUCGUGCUCGAGAAGGGCACCGCCUCCAUCCGCGACAUCUCCUUCACGGAUAACUCCAGCUGGAUAAGGAGCCGCAAGUUCAGGCUUGGCGCGAGGAUGUCCAGGGCUAGUUCCAUCGAAGAACGGGUGCAGGAAGCUGUGAGCAAUCCGUUCCUGGUGAAGGAUCACCGUGGAGAAGUGUACAAGAAGCACCACCCACCUGCAUUAGCAGACGACGUGUGGCGUCUGGAGAAGAUCGGGAAAGACGGCGUAUUCCACAAGAAGCUGGCUGACUUCGGAAUCCACACUGUUCAAGACUUCCUCAAGAACUUGGUGAUGGAUCAGUACGGACUGCGCAGCUUGCUUGGCAGCGGCAUGUCGAACAAGAUGUGGGAAUCCACGGUGGAGCACGCCCGGGAGUGCGUGCUGGACGACAAGCUCUACUCCUACUGCAGCGGGCACGGGAUCGUGCUCCUGUUCAACUGCAUCUACGAAGUCGUCGGCGUUAUCGUCGGCAGCCACUGCUUCACCUUGAGCGCUCUCACUCCGACGCAGAAGGCACUGGUGGUGAAGCUGCAGCAGGACGCGUACAAGUUCCCGGACCGCAUAGCCGAGUUCAAGGUGCAGUCGCAGAGCGCCGCGGAGCAGCCACCCGCCACGUUCCAGGCCCCGCCGGCGCCGUUGCCUGUGCCCGCGGCGCAGAUGCUCGGCCUCCCACACGGCGUCGUCCAGCCUUCUGCCGCAGGCGCGCUGGCGAGCUCGCACGACGGCCAUGGCCUGCUGCUGAACCCGCAGCUCCUCCAGCACCAGCACCAGCACCAGCCGCUGAGCGAGGCCCUGGAGGACGUGCUGCAGUCGGCCAGCGCGGCGCACCAGCUCAACGCCGCCGAGGCGUGGUUCCCUUCAUUUGGGGCGGGCGGGUUCGACGCGAGGGACCCGUUCGACGUGCAGUUCAGCGGGUCGCAGCCGUGCGGGCUGCUUCUCUCCAGCACCGGCGCCAGGUUGUGA